CAAUGCUACCGGUUUGAAUAUUGGUUUCUGUAAUUUAACUACCAAUGAGCGUAUUAGUUUAGAAUCGAAUUGUCUUACAAUGAUUUUUGCUACUAAGGGUGCUUUCACUAUAGAUAUUAGAAAUGGAACCGCUUGGUUUUCUUCAAAACCCAUUUAUUUAUUAGAUGCAAAUAAUGAUGUGCGUAGCGGUAAACAUUCAGUGUUAGCUAGCAAUUCUAGUAUUGAUAUUGUUAUACAACGUUCUGGAGAGGUGUUACAUUUUGUAUUACUGUACACAAUUGAAAAAGAACGAAGGGUACUUAAAUUAUGCACGAAAUAUGUCAUUACUAAUUUUUCUAAACAUGAGCUUUAUGUACUCUCAUUCGCAAUGGAUCACAAAGAAAGUUCAACUAGAGAAUGUGUGAGGACACUAGAUAUGGACGCCAAGAAACUACAUUUGAAAACAGUGAUGUCUGCUACUAAUUGCAUUGGUCUGAACAUCGAUUCAUUUUAUGAUUUGAACGUAAAGAAGUCUAAGCGCACUAACGAUACUGCAUUUGUUUAUUUUGUUUGCAUUAAAUUUUCUAAUGAUUCUGAAAUUUCAAUACCCAUUCCACUAUCGAUGCCCUUUACGCGUCGUUGCCUUAGCAUACAAAAUGAAAGCGAUUCAUUGCCAUUUGUAGUGACUUUGAUUGAAAAAAAUGGCAUACAUUAUCUAAAUGUGUUUGAUGACAUAUCACCUUCGAUAUUAUUUAACAAUCAGACAGAUAUUGUUUUUGUAGUUGCACAAACUAAAGCUUCGGAAAACAGCAAAGUCUCCAGUACUGUGUCAGAAUAUCAUGGGCGCCAUUUUGAUUGGUUUCAACUUUUGCCAGCGCACAGUAACUGUUUCUAUACACCACCGGAAAUGUAUAUAAAUUUUCCAGAUAUUGAGUCUUCCGUAUGUAAUUUAACAAUUGCACUUUAUGAUGAUCAAAUAAAGAAAAAUAAAAUAUGUUGGUCAAAACCAAUAAGCACUGAUAAAUCUUGGGAAAAGUUUCUGCAUAUUCCAAACCAUGGCGAUGUAAAAAUUAUAAUCUGUGAUAAACAUAGAGUGAUACGUUUUUCAAUUUAUUAUAUAACAGAGCAAACGGAAUUCUCUGUUAAAGAUCUACGCUCAAGACUGCUCACAUCUCAUCCACCAAUCGAUGCUGAAACUACAAAACAUUCCAAUUUGAUGUUAGACUAUAAAAACUCUAGUGCCAGUUCUGGAUUAUCCAUAAUACAUCAAAAGUGUUCCCAUUUUAGUGAAGAACAUCAGCAAAAAAUGACAACGAACGUUAAAAUUUUCAUAAAGGAAGUAAAUUUCUGUCUUAACACAGACUCCAAAGAUCGUGAUUAUGUGAAACGUGAGAUAUUCGCUUUGUACGGCGAUGACUUUCUACUCUCGUACGAGGAUGAAAGUGAUAAACGUCAACUAAACAUUGCAUUUACAAAUUUACAGAUUGAUAAUCAACUAUAUACUUCUGGAAAGUAUGACUUCCCUGUAGUGCUAUGUGCACAAGACUUAUACAAACGUACCAACUCUAUGCCACAAGUGCAUGACUUGGAUCAAACCUAUAAGAAUCUUGAAAGUCGUUCGUUUAUGGCACUUUUCGUCUUAAAUUUUUACAACGACGAAUUUAAAUUAUGUUCGAUUAAAUGUAGUUUUAGUCCAAUACGAACUUAUAUCGAAGACGCUUACUUGAAUGAUUUGUUGGAUGCUAUGGUAGAAUGUGAACCUUCAAAUUGUGUUUUUGUGCUAACAGCAGAGGAACUUCCUAUUACAUUACAAGCCGGCGAAAAUUUACUGCCACGUGACGUUGCUGCGCAAGCGAUUUGCAUAUCAGAACCUUUACAGUUGCGCUCAUUUCGUAUUGAGCCAUUAAGUGUGCUAUUGUCAGUACACACAUCUGUGCGUUUAUAUAUAGCAUUGGAUCAUUCACCGCUUUCGUUUGGUACAUAUGAACGUGAACAUAUUAUUACUGCGCCAUUACGUUUCGGACAGUCGUUAGGUAUGCAUUAUUUAUCGGGCGCUAUAUUCGGUGCUGGUUGGGUUGUGGGUUCACUGGAAAUACUAGGUAGUCCAAGUGGCUUAGCGCGUUCGUUUACAACUGGUUUGCGUGAUUUUGUAUCAAUGCCGGUGCAAGGUCUGUUUCGUGGUCCGUGGGGUUUUAUUGUAGGCAUAACACAGGGUUCUGCAUCUCUAUUACGCAAUGUAACUGCUGGUACGGUCAAUUCAGUCACAAAAUUAGCAGCUUCAGUAGCGCGUAACUUAGAUAGACUUACCUUGGAUACCGAACAUUUAGAACGCACAGAAGCAUUACGUCGUACACGACCACAGGGCUUUACUGAGGGCUUUACACAGGGUAUAACUGGCUUUGGUAUAAGUUUACUUGGUGCGGUUGGUGGCAUAGCGAGGCAUACACUUGAAGCUCGUUCACCGGUCGAAGUUGUGACAGGUGUUGGCAAAGGUAUUGUUGGCGCUUUUACAAAACCAAUAAGUGGCGCUGCUGAAUUGGUGGCACUUACCGGGCAGGGUAUGUUGCAAUCUGUGGGCUUCAAUGCAAUGCCACAACAGCGUAUGUCGUCAUUAUACUACAAUAAAGAGAGUAUUCCGUCUGCAUAUCGAAUUUGGAAAUUACUACCAGGAGUGUUAAGCACUGAUCAAAUAUUGGCCUAUCAUGAAGUUACACUUCUCGUUCCGUUAAAAACACAGCGUGCUUAUAUAUUUUUAACCUCGGCUGUGUUUGCUGCUUUGGAUGCACAAUGGGAUAAAUUACUGUUUGCAUGUCCUGUAGAUAAAGUUGAAAUAUUAGCAGAUCGUAAUGAUAAGACAUUAGUUUAUGUACGUGUAGCGAGAGAAAAAGAAGAUAUCGAAGAGGAUAUGGACUAUACUAAUCAACGCAUUAUGAGUUUUUUGCAUUCAUCAUUCAUUAGUCGGGAGCGUACUAUUACUGCAGAUUCACUUGAUGACAUGCUACAAUCGCAAGAUGGUAGCGAAGAGGCUACCAGAAAUCUGGAGUGUGCAUUUUAUAUAAACGAGAAUAUUGGAGAACAUUUAAUACAGUACUUGAAAAUUAUGCACAGAAAGUUGUAAAAUAUCUUUUCAUAUUUUUUUAAAAUAAUCGGUGUUUAGUUUAGGGUUAAGAGCAGACAACGUAAAUUGUAAUUGUAUGAAAAAGCCAAUAAUGUAUUAGUAUAUUUUAGUUUAACAUAUAUAUGUAUAUA
Teleopsis dalmanni is the source of this 3228-nucleotide messenger RNA. Its product is annotated as vacuolar protein sorting-associated protein 13B-like. The transcript is spliced from 5 exons. The record is from RefSeq and is a predicted model, not a curated record. Lineage: Eukaryota; Metazoa; Arthropoda; Insecta; Diptera; Diopsidae. Bases 80 to 3097 code for a protein of 1005 amino acids.